Molecule: messenger RNA, 14163 nt
Organism: Pocillopora meandrina
Lineage: Eukaryota; Metazoa; Cnidaria; Anthozoa; Scleractinia; Pocilloporidae
Source: the annotation of a GenBank genome assembly
AUGGCGGAUGAUGAAGGAAACCUUUCUGCCAAGUCGCACAGAAAGAAACAAGCUGGGCCUAAAGCAGAGAAAAAGAAACAAAAUAAACACCCGCCAGAAGCUGCUAGUGCUGAGAGAAAUCGCAAGGCCUUCUCAUUCAAGUCGGCCGUUAGAGCAGCUCGCCAGUUUCGUCGAAAGCAAGAUGUUGAGACAAAGCGACAUCACGAACCAGUUGUUGAUCGAACGCCACUAGAACCUCCACCAUACAUCAUAGCAGUGGUUGGACCACCCAGAGUUGGUAAAAGUACGCUCAUCAACUCACUACUGAAGAAUUUCACCCGUCAGCAGUUAUCUGAUGUGAAAGGUCCUAUUACGAUUGUGUCAGGUGAGUGUAUACAAUCAUUAACCACGAUUGUUAUCAAAUGUUCGGGCACAUGUUUCAUGAGGAUCGUAAACCAAGAUCUCCGUGUUACUGAAGGAAUGAAUUGAGCUGCCCAGAAUUACGAAGCUGUUUUUGUAAAUUUACGUAUUUGUGGUCGCGUUACACAUUGUAACCGUAAAAACUUGGCAAACUUUAAUGAGGACUACAGCUGAAGAGCAUUUCUACAGCUUAAGAGCACUUCUCACUUCUCAUUUGGCUUUAGGUGUUUAUAUAUGUUAUAUGAUUAAUUUUUCAGGAAAGAAGAGACGUCUCACUUUGAUUGAAUGUAAUAAUGACAUCAACUCUAUGAUUGACGUGGCAAAAAUUGCGGAUCUGGUAAGUUCACAUAGACAACUUUUGUUAAGUAUACUUAUGUUGUAAGAUUCUGAGAACACCUGCUUGACAUAGAAAGGAAUGACAAAGACACAUCCAAACCAGUUACUAGACACGCUAAUCUCUUAAAUCAUUCUACACCAUAAGAACUAUAUAACAGUCUGCAGCUUUUCCCAACAUCAAGGUAAUUUGGAAAGUUGCAAAAGUUUAGAACAAAAAUUUAUCGUUCAAACCCGAACUCUUAAUCACCAUGGUAUCAACAAAUUCCUUUCAUUCAACUAAUUUAUUCUUGUGUUUUUCUCAUUACCAUGUUCCCACAAAUAGCGUAGCUUCAUUUUUUUGUUAGAAACCACACACAACCCUCAAUGCACUCUGAUGAAGGGCCAACACUUGAAACCUCAGCUUUAGAAAGUCUUUUGGUGGCCAAUUAACAUUAAAAACACAGUUGAUAAAAAUAAAUUACCUUUAUCUAUUAAUGCUUUGUGGGUGAUGACAACAUCAUUAUUUAAUCAUUAGGUCACUUUCUGAGGCUAAAACCUGAUUUGUGUUGUUUUUGCUUCUGUUUGUAAACAUUUCAAGGUUCUCCUCCUGAUUGAUGCUAGUUUUGGCUUUGAAAUGGAAAUUUUUGAAUUUCUGAAUAUCUGUCAAGUUCAUGGCUUCCCAAAGAUCAUGGGUGUCUUAACACAUCUUGACUUGUUGAAGAACAACAAAGCCCUUAAGAAGACCAAGAAGAAACUGAAAACUAGGUUUUGGACAGAAGUUUACCAGGUGACUGUUUGGUUUCUAGUCGUAAUCUUUACUUCCCAGGAGUGACUAACACAUAAUUUCUCCUCACAGUAUCAAAACAUUAUCAAACAGCCAAGAGAUACAAAUAGCAAGAACUGUUAAGUAGGGGAUUGACAUUAUAUCAAACACCAAGUUCUCAGAACAAAGUUAGAUAUAAUGCAUGGAGUAAGGAGAAUUUUAAUCAAGAUAAAUGUCUCUGAAGUGAAAGGAUUAAAUUUCUUGUGAAGAUUAAACAUUAGGUAUCAAUAUUAGAGAAAAGGGAGUUUAGUGGCUUCUACACAAAAUUGUGUGGCUUAAUUUUAAUGACACAAGACGUUCUUUACUUCAAGUGGAGAAAAUUCUUCAGUUACCUUGCAUCAUUUUCCUGCUUCUCUACUUCAUGGUAGAACCUUGCUUAUAGAAUUGACAUUUCCAAAAUAUCACAGGUCAGAACCUUCAGACAUCAGUUCUGGUGUCAUUUUUUUUUUUUUUUUUUCAAUAUUUGAAAACAUGUCUUAUUUGAGAUGGUAUUUACUCUAUUUGCAGGGAGCAAAAUUGUUUUAUUUGUCGGGUCUAGUUUACGGCUCUUAUCCUAAAGUGGAGAUUCAUAACCUGGGAAGGUUUAUUGCUGUGUCAAAGUUUCGACCUUUAACCUGGAGAGUUUCACAUCCAUACAUCCUUGCCGACAGGUAAAUUUUUUUACCCUUUUACUUCCAAGAUCUGUUUGUUGUUUUAGAUGCUACAAAUUUCCUUGUAAAUUAGUUGGUGUAAGAUCCAGAUAAGGACCUCUGCUUGAUAUUAGUUUGAGUAUUCUUCUUUUUUUUUUUCUGGAUAAUAAUUAUAUGGAUAUUGUACAGGGUUUUCUUUAAGGUUUUAAGUAGCUGGAACUUUUUUAAAGGUAAACGGUAAAGAAUAUUCAUAUCUCGAAAUCCAAUAUGGCAGACAAAACGUCAUAUCAUUCAUACUUUCCUGCUACUCAACAAGAUUUGUCAAAAAGACAGUCCCCAUCAGAACAUUUUUAAACCAACCCUGAGUCAGAAGUAUUUUUAUGUUUUCAGAAAAGAUAGGCAGAUCUGUAUGGGCUCUUGAAGCAAUGAGAGUAGCCGGGGAAACCUUGCAGAGAAGCUGGCGUACUUUGCUAGCUACCAGCUCUUAUCUACAACCCUGUUGUAGUGAGAGGUCUCGUGUUAAUCACUUCUGGGAGUUUAAAGGAGAAAAGCUGAUAUUUUGCAGAACAUUGAUUUUUCAGUUUUGUACAGUCACAUUCAAGUGACAUAAGAAUGAAAGUAAAGUGAACUAUUCAAAGAGGGUCAUAUAAACUGUAUGUGCCAUACAUGUGCAGCUUUUUUGUUUCCAAUAUUCUCUAUCAAUUUUGUGAAUUUUGUGUCUUCUCUUUCCAGAAUGGAAGAGUUGACAGAUCCAGAACUUAUUCGUCAAAAUGCCAAAUGUGAUAGGAAGGUUUCCCUAUAUGGCUACGUGAGAGGAGCACACCUACAACACAACUCCAGAGUCCACAUCAUAGGUAACUGACAUACAACUACUUUAACAUGGCGUCAUGCAAGCUCUCCCAUUAAGAGAGAAGGCCUUAGUUGAUCAAAGGGUGAAUAUCACUGUCUGCUGGAUAAAACUCUAUCUGGUGGAUAGCAAAGUAAGUUUUGUCAUCAAUUAUCUGCUGGAUAGUAUUUAACCAAUGAAUAGCAUUAUCCACCUUGUGAACAAUGGGGCCCAGGUUUCUAUUUAAGCUACAUGUAGUUGAAAAGAUAAUCAUUACAACCGAAAAUUCAGUUAACAGUGUAACCCUUGUGCAUAUUUAUACAAGUGUUUUAAAGUCUAUGAAUUUACUACCAACAUGGCCUUUAAAACAUGAGAGGUACCAACCAGGAUUAAAUUGUGAUGUAAUAAUGUUUUUCUUUUUUUUUCCUUUUCUUGUUUCCUUUCUCUCUUUCAUCACUUUUCUGUAGGUUGUGGAGAUCACACUCUUGAAGAGAUCAGCCUCCUACCAGACCCUUGUCCUCUGCCAAAUGCAGAGAAGAAACGGUCACUGAAUGAAAAAGAAAGACUCAUAUAUGCCCCUAUGUCUGGAGUUGGGGGUGUCGUCUAUGACAAGGUGACAGUCUAAGUUUAAGCGGCCUUUAUACUCAGUACACAUUCUCCAUACUGUUCUCUAUACAUUUUCUAAGAUGCUGACAAGGAGAAUUUGUUUAACAAUCUAGAGAUUCUUUAGUUGGUGAUGUUCUCCUUUAUUCUCAUGACUUUAAUGUGGAAUGCAGGGGUUAUAUUGUGGUGAGAAAUUAGAUGCUAAUCACUUUUAUGUAACAAAUGGUUUGCAUAAUUUCUGCAUAACACAACAGUUUUCAGGGAUAUUACAGCAUACCUCUGGCUUGCUGUAAAUUAAGUUUCCCUAAAAAACUGUAACCGUUGACAGUUGAAUUUACUCUGGAAAGGCAGUAUACACUGUACAUGUGUUUUAAGAGUUAUAAUUUAGUGGUUGUUUCUAUUCUCCCUUUCAUUACUUGGACCCCAAUUUAAAUUUGCUUUCCCUAUACUGUUUAGUUUUGAGACUUUGGUGAGAAAAGAACACAGUUUCCUUGUUUAUAUAUAUUUUUUUUACCUGAUGUUUGAGAAAGGAUUGAAAUGUUUAGAGGACAUAUGUACCUUUUUGGAAAAGAAAGAGUUUAAAGAUCCAUAAAUUUGUAGCAUAUGUAAAUUUUAGUAAUAUACAGAAUUAUUCAAAUAGUACACUACUUAAAUUGUUUCAACUUUCAUUGUAAAUGUUUAGAAACCCUCCUCACGAUAUACUGUAUUUCAGAUACAAAAAGCUGCUUUCUUAAUGUUUAUUUUGUGCCACUUCUAGGAUGCAGUGUACAUCGACCUUGGCGGAAGUCAGGCAGGGAAAGAGAGAACCAACCCCUCCACUCAGGUGAUUUCUAAAAAGUUUGAAUGCACUCCCAUAAUAUUUGAGACUGAAAUUUCAAGAUACAGGGAAACUUGUGGAGGAAAAUUAAUAGGCUAAGAUAAUAUAAAAAAUAGGCUAGAUAAUACUAAAAGGGUCAAGAUUUUUUUUAAAUGCUAAUGUUGCAAGCAUUUACCCUUCAUAAGAAUGAAGAAAAGAUAAUAUCUUAAGUGUAAGUUAGAAACAUUUUAGAGUGAUCAAUUUCCAUCACAGCCUCAGUUGAAAAAAAUUAAUUAUCUCGAGAUGAGAAAUACACUGAAACUUAUUGAUUAUGAUACAGAGAUUAUUUUUUAUUUUUUAGUAAACAUCUGUUAUGUGCACCAAAACUGAUCAACAGUUUACUUACUGUUUUUGUUGUUAAUUUUUAGGUUGAAAAUCGACCAGGAAAUGAACUUGUGUCUUCUUUAAUUGACACAAAGCAGACAAUUGACAGUAAAAUGCAGACAAGUCAACUGACAUUGUUUAAGGUAAGCAGUGGAUGACAGAGUACAUGGGGAAGCACUAAUAAACAGAAGUUCCGCUUGAUGAAAACAAAUUGCUCAUUAUAAAACAUUUUUUGUUGCAAAGUUGUAACAAUAUUCACAGAAUUACAAGGCUUUAAACCAAUGAAAUGCUUGCAGCUCUUUAGUUCAUGGCCAUUUUGUCUCACAGGAUCAGCUUUUUUUCAUUAUGUAUUAUAUUACUGGUAGCAUUUCAUCAACAAUGAACAUAAAUUCAAGUCUUUCAUUUUCACUUCAGUUUUCCUUAAUAUUCCAGAAAAAUCUACUGUAAAUGAGCUUUUAAAUUCAUUUGUUCUAAUCAGUGAUAUUUAAAUCUGUUUUUAUUAUUUGUUCACAGGAUGGUGCACAAAUAGCACCUGAUGAAGUCAUUGAGUAAGUAUUUUCACACUGUCCCAUAAUUUGAAAUUAUUACAAUUAUUUGUUAUAUAAGUAUUUUUUGGAUCCCUCUUUGUAUUAAAGAAAACUGAUUGUCCCAUUAUAGAUAGGGUAGCAAUUCUUGUUGACACUUAGCGCUCCUAGAGGAGGCCUGUGUUAAAAAUUAUGGUUCUGUUUGGUCACAAAUUGCCCCUAAGGCUCCUAUCUGAAGUGUAUGCGUGGGUGCACGUUUUACAAGUGUAUUUGAAUCGUGCUGUUUCUUUCCCCAGUUUUUUCUAAAUUUCAAAAUAACUAAAAUAUUACCUAUGAGAGGCCUGGUUGGUCAAAAACCUGUCAUUUAUUUCACCGAUAAACCCAUAGAAAAUUUGAAAAUUUGAAGUUUAUUUUAUACAAGCAAUAAACUGCACUCUCUAACGGUAUACCUGCGUUAUAACCAACUGUUGGGUGAACAAGCGAAAAGUUUGUGAAUCACUCACUCCUGGCUCGUGACUGAAAAUAAUUUUUACGUUGUUCUAACAUCCCCAAUGGGUUAUUACGCUGGUAAACCAAUAGAGAGUGCACUCUAUUGCUUAAUUACUAGUCUAUCAUUUGUUAUUUUUUGUUACGAACUCGUUAAACUAAACUAGGCUACAUGCAUGUGCAUUUGAACCACGUAGGGAUGACAACUACUACAGACCCUCUGAAGAAAUUGUUGUGGAUGAGAAUGGUCGAAGGAGAAGGAAAGCUGUAUUUGGUGAUAAUGAAAAUGAGGAUGAUAAGGAGGAAGAUGGUGAAGAUGACGAAGUUAUUUCAGAUGAUGGUGAACAUAGUGAUGAGGAUGAUGACGACGACGAACGUGGUAAUGAUGAUGAGAAUGAUAGUGAUGGCAGUGACAUUGAUGAUGCUGUGGUAGAGAGUGACGAGGAGGAUGAAUUUAACGAGGAGGAUGAUGAUGAAAUAGUUCUAAAGUUGAAUUCUAAACAUGCUAGACGAGAACUGUUGUUAAGGAAGCAAACGGCUUCGGAAAAAGGAACUGAAAAUGGCCGGGAAGGAGACGAAUCACAAGAAGAUUCAGAGGAAGAAGACGAAGGAGAACAAGAAAAGGAGGAGGAGGAGGGAGAGGAAGAACAUAAUGGAAGAGAAUCUGAACAAGAGUACAAUUUUAAUACUAAUGAGAAUUCAAUGAAUGAUUCCGAAUCAGACUCAAUAGUUGAUUUUCCUUCUCUGAAGAGAAAGAGAAAACUUGAUGUUACAGAGAAAGGGAACCAAGAUCACGGUGUUAAAAAGAAGUUAAAAAAUGAAACAGGCUCUGUGAAACAAAAUGCGGUCAAAGGUGUUAAAGCUGAUAAGAAAAAUAAAGAACAGACUGAAAGGACUGGUGAUAAGCCGAGUUUAAUUGAUUCCAUUGUGGAAUCAGGAUCAAUUCUUGAAAUUUCAAAUGACAAAGAGAGUGAAGAAGAUAGUGAUGGAGAUGUCAAUAUAGUGAGCUAUGGUGACUCAGGUGAAGAUGCAAGCGAAGAUUCAGGAUCUGAAAUGGAAGAAGGUAUAGUGUACAUGUAUCAGUUCAAGAUUUAAUGAUGACCUGCAAGUAGACUUACUGAUCGACUGACUGAUUAACUGAAUGAGACACUAACUGGCAGACAAGUGUGACCGACAAACUGACUGACCAAACGUCUAUGUAUUAAAUAAGUGCCUGGAUGACUGAGUUACUGAUCAAUAAACCAACAGACUUCUCGACCAACUGACUUACAGUGUAGCUACAUGUAUCUGAACCAACCAACCGAUGAUCAACGUAAGUGCAAUCAGGAUAGACUAGUAAGAUGGAAAUAUAAGAGAAUGAGCGUGGCAUUUUUAACGGUUCUAGACUACUGGAACUGGAAGUGUUUUACCUUCUUUAUUCCCUAUUUUAGGUGCUCUGAAGUGGAAGGAAAAUCUAGCUCAGAAGGCAGCAGCUGUAUUUCUGCAGCGUCUGCGAGACACGCCAAAUAUACAGAAACUUGUUUAUGGAAAUGGUAACAUUGAUUAUGUAUUUGUUUCUUUGUUCGUUUGUUAUUUAUGUCUCUUCAACUCGAAAUUCGGUGGUCUUUUUCAUUUUCGUUGAGAGUUGAAGUUAGAGAUAUUUUUGAAUGACUACGCAUUGUAUUCAAGCUGCAUCUGACUCGAAGAAACGUCCAAUUUUUGGUCUUAAGAUUCCAAUAACCAUUUUUUUGUGUGUGUAGCUCUUCAAAAUAAGAAAGAAGAGAGAGAAGACGAGGAAAGUGAUGAAGACGCUAUCGGCGGAAUAUUUAAAUUGAAGUCCAUGAACGCUUCUGAAAGUAAAGGCAUUUUACACGACAGAGACUGCUCGCUUGAGGUUAUCACUACGCCGUUAAGGGAUUGGAGUCAACCGGAAGUGCUUCAGAGCAUCCGGGACUGUUUUGUGACGGGCAAAUGGAAAGAUUCUGAAGAUGCCGAGAUGCUCCUCCAGGACGAUGAUACAAGUAUGAACUUAUCUUGUUCAAUGCCUAAAUGUGCAUUCCUAUCAGAGCGCUUUCCGGUUGAGUGUCGUGAAGCCAAAGUUAUCAUAACAGCCAAUCAGAAGAAGAGAUGAAUUUUAUAAAGAACCAGUGAAAAGUCAAAUUGAAGCGCGGGAAAACACGAGUGAUAGAGUCUUGAUUUGUUCUAGUUUUGCACUUGACUGGUAGAGGAUGAUGCAAGUUUUCUCGGCCAAUCACAGAGCGAAGUGAAGCAAAACUGCUAAAUGUGAUGGGGCCUAGAUUGCUUUGGAUUCUAAACUGAAAGCUGAUCAUGAUUACAUGUAUUUUUGACAGUAAAAUUGGUAAGUUAUCGUUAAAAAAGAAAGAAAAGAGAAGAAAAGAAAAGAAAGGAAAUAAAGCUUUUCAUUUUUUUUUUUCAGUUUCCGAUGAUGAAAUGUUCGGAGACUUUGAAGAUCUGGAAACUGGUGAAGUGCAUACGGCUGACGACAAACACAACUCAGAGAGGGAGGGACAAGAGGAUGAACAGGAAGAAAGUGAAGAGGAGAAAACUGAUGGAGCUGAUAGGAGGAUGGAAAUGAAAAAGAAACAGAAGGCGGCUUUUGAUGCAACGUAUCCUUUCUGAAGAAUUUAUUAACUUACACCUUGAACAGCUCCUUGAUCAACUGCUCUAUGGCUAGAUCAGCAUUUCGACUUAUUAUUGAUUACUUCCACGGUUUCCUUUAGAAUGCCAACUCCUUCAGUAGACAGACCAGAGGUUGAAAUGGAGAGGCGCAAACGCUCAAUUAAGAAUCUUGUUUUUUUAACAAUUAGCGGUUACUUUCCGAUUUUCCUGCAGCUCGUCAUUUAAUUUGGUUGUGUAGGUCCAAUUUGUGUUUCAUGUGAUUGGGGAGAAUUCGUCAACUUGUUUGGUCGUUUUUUUCUUCGUUUUGGUGACUUAACCUGACUAAGGUAUGAUGAAGGUGACGAAACCUCGUAUUAUGAUGAGCUCAAAGCGCAGAUGACAGAGCAGGCACAGGUUUGUACUGCUACCACGUCUCGUUUUACAUUUUGAUUGAAACAAUGGAUCCUCUUUUCAAGACCAUGGCUGACUUAACAUUUAUUUCUGUCCACAGCUAAAUCAGUCCGAGUUCCAAGACAUGGAUGACGAGACGCGAACACAGUAUGAGGGAUUCAGACCAGGAAUGUAUGUUAGGGUGGAGGUUAGUACAAGAUCAGAUGACGUAUUUUUACCUACUGUCUUACAGUAGCUACAGAGAGUUAAGUUAUACAUGAAUGAAGCUUCAUUCUCCAGUCGUAGGACAGUACUUUUAAACUGGAGCAAAAUCUAAAACCAGAUUAUCGCAAAGGCUGUUUUGACUGCUAAAAUGCUCAUGGCAAUUUCCAUUUGAUAAACAAUUUGAACACAAGAUGCAAAGGGGUCAAAGCGAGGAGAAUGAAUGAAUGAAUCAUCAGAGACUUGUAACCGACUUUGAUUUCACAUCUGAAGGUUCAUCAUGUAGUGGACAGUCAUAGAGUUGAUUCAAGUAUUUCGAAUUUCCUUUGAUAUUUUCUGAGAACUACAUAAACUUAAAUCUCAGUGGGUACAAUUGUAUGCACUUGAAACCGUCAUACCCAGAAAUAUUUCGUGUCACCAAUUUUUGUCUUUCAUUACCAAACUUUCAGCUCAGUGGUAUGCCCUGUGAGUUUGUCACCAACUUUGAUGCCAAAUAUCCCGUAAUUCUUGGCGGCCUUCUGCCGAGUGAGGAUAACAUGGGAUUUCUUCAGGUAAGUGUCAAUACGAAAGACAUCAUGGAAUGAUUCCUAAACCCUUUUCACCCUGAAGUCAUGUGGAACAAAAGAAGAAUGUUUAGCUCACGCCAUCAGCCUAUGACAAACUUGAAAUUUAAGAAUAUGGCUCUAUGUGAUUUUUUUUCAGGUUCGCUUUAAGAAACAUCGUUGGCACAAGCGCAUCCUCAAGACAAGGGAUCCGCUGAUCUUAUCUAUUGGCUGGCGCAGAUUUCAAACUUUGCCGAUGUACUCAGUCCAGGACCACAACGGCCGCCACAGAUUGCUGAAGUACACCCCUGAACAUCUACACUGCAUGGCUACCUUAUUUGGUAAGGAUACGUCUUAAAAUCCUCUUUGCUUACGUAACCUAAGAUCAAACUGUUUUUUUUUCGGGGGAGCACCAAACUGUAGCAGCUUAAGACUCGGCGGUCCGGAAAACAAAAUAGAUAAAAAGAAAACCUAGCGGUGAUGUGUGCACUGUACACAAAUGAACAUCAUUUUGUCUUUUUUUCUGCACGAAGCUUAUAUGUAUGUUGAAAAGAAUUUUUAGAAUCACAAGGACAAUUUAUUCAAUAACCACUUCUCCUCAGGUCCCAUAGCUCCCCCCGGAACUGGAGUCCUGGCAAUUCAAAGCACAGCAGGCGAUAUGGUGAGUUAGCAGGCCUUUGACCCUUUAACUCUCCAGGUCUGAUUGUUAAUGAAUAUCAUAGCAAGAAGUUACUUGUUAAUCACUUGUGGGAGUUAAAGGGUUAAACUCACUAGAUUUGGUUUUAGAAAUGUUUCUUUUCAGAUGCUUAACAUUUCGUUGGGAAUUAGAGAAGAGAAUUUUUUAAUUGGUGAUUUAUCGAACUCAAGAAAUCUGUUACAGUUUACGGACGGUCGAUUAAUAGCAUCAGUACUAGUCUAGAGGAUCAUAGAUGUUCUGUUCCAUCAUUACAGUGUCUUUUUCCUUGUUCUUUUCACCAUUUUAAGUCUGAUUUCCGCAUCUCAGCCACUGGUACCGUGUUGAACUUGGAUAAAUCUGUAGAACUAGUCAAGAAACUCAAGUUAACAGGAACACCCAUGAAGAUAUUUAAGAACACUGCAUUUAUCAAGGUGAUUUACAGAUGUUAUCUUUUGUAUAUUUUCAUUUGAAAGUGACGGAGAGCUUUUUCAGCCAGUAGCGAGAAUCUUGAGCGAAAAAGAAAAUUCCAGUCCCUUCGAUGGGAUACUGAUCUUUCUCAGGUCAAUCUUAGCACUCACCCCUCUCCAGUAUUUUCUGGUGUUCACCAAGCAUGAACUCAGUUAGGUCCUGUUAGUGUAGUGACUAGUUCCAGUUCCGAUGUUUUGAAUGUUCAAGAAAAGUAAGAAAGGUUUAUCGAGAUUUAGGAGAUUGGAAAGGGUCGAUAUCAUGUAACCAUCAUGAUAAAACUAGUCUAAUUCGUUUGAAACACGACCAAGCCUUCUCUAUGAAUGAUAAUGAUAACGUGAAACUGUCGCUAAGCACAAAAGACCAUUUGGAACUCAUGGAACUCAAGAUAAUUUUUUUCCAUCUCCAGGGCAUGUUCAAUUCAGCUUUGGAAGUAGCAAAAUUUGAAGGAGCAACAAUACGAACUGUCAGCGGUAUCAGGGGACAAGUUAAGCGCGCGCUGAAGGUAUGUUAUUUUGAUGUUUUGUUAGCCUCUUAAUCGAAGGGGAUAAAGAGGUUUUGUUUGGCUCAUUUGUUUUGCUUUUCUCACUAGAAUCCGGAAGGUGCUUUCCGUGCAACAUUUGAGGACAAAAUUUUGAUAAGUGGUGAGUAACAACUACUUUUGUGAGCCGGCUUUUUUAUAAAGACACGGUAUGAGAACAGAGUGAUCAGCAAUGAAAUCCAGUUUAUAACAUUGUACGCGCGUAUCUCGCACCUAAUUCCUAAUGAGCCACCAUGGUGUAUUCAAGUAAAAGUCCGCACUUUCUAUUGGUUUACUGGCGAAAUAACCCACGCAAGAGUUGCUUUUGGCUUCGUCUCGAGCCACUCUUACGCAUCUCUCGUGCUCUCCAAACAUCCCGCGUGCAUCCAUUAUUCGAUGUAUGCUCGCUAGGCAUGAACCAAUUCUUAAUUGAAGCAUGUGCAGGGAAUGCGCCUCUGACAGGCUUGCGCAUCUGAUUAGUUAAGGUGAUGACUUGAAGAUCUGAACCAAGUAAUCAAAUCAACAACCACCUGUGGUAACUCGGUAACUCAAAGCCUCGUACUGUUGUGUUCUCCAGACAUAGUUUUCAUUAGAACCUGGUACCCAGUCACAGUUCCGAACUUCUGCAACCCUGUGACGUCACUGCUCUUACCGCCAGAACAGAAGGCAACGUGGCAGGGCAUGCGCACUGUUGGUCAACUUCGAAAAGACCUAGGUUUGAAAGCGCCUGUCAAAAGUGAUUCGUUGUACAAGGUGAGUGCAUCAGUCACGCUCAGGUGUUAGCUCGAGUCGACGUCGAAGUAUUUCUUAUAAGUACUGCAAAAUUAUUGUCAACUGCUAUGCUAGGAAAAAUGGUCAAAUACUUGUGAAAGAAUAAUUCUGGUAUGACGCAGCGUUUUGUCUUGACAAUAAGACUACUCAUCAGUGCAAGGUCCUAAGAUUUAGGCAGUUAAGGCUUCAAUCAGAAGGAUUCACAACCGCGCGUAACAACAAGUAUCAUAUUCGAGUGAUUUUCUUGACCAAGACGAAAUGUCUUCUAAUGAUGCCAGGUCUCAAAGUUUGUCUUUGUUUUGUCUCUCUGCCUAAUUUUGGUUUGGUAUCAGUUGUAGCGGAUUUGGAACAGUUGUAUCCAGCAACAUUUAUCGUGAAUUCACCGAAGUAUAAAGGCUUCACCUCUUGAAUGUUACCCAUGUAUGUGGUGUAUUCAGGAUUAGACGCUUUGAAAAAGCUUAUAAAAAUUGUUUUUACCGACAACUAAGAUUCGGAGAACUGAAAAAAGGGCGUGGAUCGUGAGGGGUAAGGAGUAAUAAACUGAAGCAAUAUUUGUGUUAUUGGCAGCCUGUAGAGCGGGUCACUCGUCACUUUAACCCACUGGUGAUUCCAGCCAAACUUCAAAAAGAUUUACCAUUUAAAUCCAAACCCAAGCUGAUGAAGAAAAGGACUAAGCCAACCUUGGAAACGAAGCGCGCUGUUGUUAUGGAACCGCACGAAAAGAAGGUAGGUAUAUGACGGUCAAGUGCUGGUUUUCUUUUCAUUUAAGAGAAAUUUUCAGUUGAGUGUCGAAAUUAAUCCCAGAAUGCAUUGGUUUUGCUUUACUUCGCUCUGUUAAUGGAAACAUGGUGACGAGAAAACAAGAAGAAAUGAAUUGAAUAAAAAGCUUUCGUUGAUACCGUGGGAGUUAAGAGUGCCGAUUUGAAAGAUAAAUUUUUGUUCUAGAGUUUAGCGGCUUUCCGAACUGCCAUGAUAACUUAAAGAUUCCUCCUUCCUUUCCUUUAACAGGCUUUCACGCUCAUGAAGCAACUGUACACUGCAAACAAGGAGAAACAAAGAAAGCGAAAGGAGAAGCUUCAAGAGAAAAGAAAGGUCUUUCGUGCAGAGCAGGAGAAAAAGGACGCAAAACGACAACAGAAACAGAGAGAAGAAAGGAAAAAGAUUUUCAGAAUGUUGGGAAAAGCAGAACAACGGAAAAAGAAAACAUAAUAGCGAUCAAAUUUAUUAUUCUUUCUGUCAAUCUUUUCGCAUUUCUUGUAAAAAGUUGGGUAUAACGAUUCCACAUCAAACAGAUCAAUUGUUCUUCGGUGGUGAUUUUCAUUAAGUUUCUCCGCACCUUUCAGAUGCACAGUAAGGUAGCAUAGUAAGGAGAAGACAUACACUUAAUCCUUUAACUCCCUACAGUGACCAAGACAGAAUUUCUCCUUACAAUAUCAAUACAAUAUCAACCAGAGGAGUGAUGAGAAUAAAGAAAAAUAUCAAUUUGGGGACAAUGAGUUGAUCCAAUACUAAAUUCUCUGAACCAUCAUUAUAAGAAUUAAUGGUUGACAGUAAGGAGAAUUACAAAUUUUAUCUGGGAGUUAAAGGGUUAAGCCAGGCUUUGAUUGAAAUGGGUCAGUUUGUUUUUCUGUCACGAAUGACGUCUAGGACUUGCUUACGUGUUAGUGUGACGUCAGCUAUUGUCCUCAGUGUAUAAUACAGACUCUUAUUUGAAAUAAAUCCUUUUUUAUGAAUCUUGCGAAAAUUGCUAGAAUAAAACGAACGGAAUACAAGAAAGCUGACUUAGAAGGAACAGCUGAACUUAAUUUGGUAAUGGCCUGAUGGAAGUCGUAAUAGAAGAAGAAAGUCAAGUUUUUUAUACCAACCCUGUCAUAUCUUAGGACAGAGAACUGGGUAGUGAAACUGCUGCAGGUUGGUCGAAAGCCUCUCCGCAUCUUCGCUUUUUCCUUUUUUCCCCUCUUCUAAAACGAGUGUAUCUGCACAUAAUUUAUAGUCUACGAUAAUAUGUUUGGUCUGUUUGUUUGCAGCUUUGACAAGUACCGGAGCGCAAAUGGUUUCCAAUUAGCAAAUAACGAGGUAAACACAGGUUGAGAACCUUGUUGGAUGGAAAAUGGGGUAAACUCUGUUUGAUUCUCGUCAAGCGUUUUUGACAUUUCUCAACCCAACUGCUUUACCAAACUUCCUAAAAUAGCGC